Messenger RNA from Schistocerca gregaria, 2785 nucleotides. Its product is annotated as DNA replication licensing factor MCM2-like. Bases 25 to 2766 code for a protein of 913 amino acids. The record is from RefSeq and is a predicted model, not a curated record. Gene Ontology annotation, cellular component: nucleus; MCM complex. Lineage: Eukaryota; Metazoa; Arthropoda; Insecta; Orthoptera; Acrididae. Gene Ontology annotation, biological process: mitotic DNA replication initiation; double-strand break repair via break-induced replication. Gene Ontology annotation, molecular function: ATP binding; single-stranded DNA binding; single-stranded DNA helicase activity. The transcript is spliced from 3 exons.
UUAGCCGGCCGUGACUCAGGGCGAAUGCCCUUACCGCCGCCUCAAGAUGCGUUUAGAGACGGAUUGGAUGCUCAGAGUCUGAGUUCCGAGUCCGAGGAGGGCGAGGAGGAAUUGAAUGAGGGAGCGUCCGAAGACGAGGUUGAAGAGGAGAUAGAUGGAUAUAUAGGAGGCGAAGGAGAGUUGGAAGGGGGCGUUUCGAGCGAGUCGGAAGGAGAGGACAUUUUUGACGAGGAUUUGGUUAAAAAGGAUUACGAGAAGAUACCGGAGCUGGACCGGUACAGUUCCGAGGACUUGUCCGAGGGGGAGUAUGACCCGCUUGGUCGGGCGGAGAGGUUGGAGGUGGAGAAGUACUUGGCUGAGAGGGACAAGCGCGAGGGUCGAGGGGCGGCGCAGUCGCGGGCGUUCGCUCGUUUUGGGGGUUUGCCCAUGCAUUUGUUGUCGGAUUUGGGGUUGAGUCGAGGGGGUGGCGGAGGGGUGGACGAGUUGGGCGAGCUCGACGAAGCGGGGGCGUCGAGCGAGGAGGAGGGAGAGGACGCGUUGGAAGAGCUGGGGGUGGAGCAGGUGCAGGGGUCGUUGCGAGAGUACGUGUCUACGGUGGGGAGGAGUGCCAUCCUGAGGAGGUUCAAGAGGUUUUUGAGGGUGUUUAGAGACGAGAAGGGCGUUUUGGUGUACAAACAGCGCAUCAACGAGAUGGCUAAGAACAAUCAGUCUAGUUUGGUGGUUUCUUGGUUGCAUUUGUCUGGUGGCGAGCAGGUGCCGGUGUUGGCUACGUGGGUGGUUGAGGUGCCCACGGAGAUGCUUCAGAUUUUCAAUGAGGCGGCUCAGUCGGAGGUUUUGAGAGAGUUUCCGAAUUACGCGAACAUUUGCGAACAGAUUUUCGUGCGGAUUGCAGAUUUACCGGUGUGCGAUCGGUUGCGAGAUUUGAGGCAGAUACACUUGAACGCGCUGAUUCGGGUUGCUGGAGUGGUGACGAGAAGGUCGACGGUGUUUUCGCAGCUGUUGUUUACGUACUACGAUUGCCAGCAGUGCGGGUUUUUGCUGGGUCCGUACGCGCAGGAGAGCGCGGCGAAGGAGGUGCGUCCGAUUGCGUGCAGCAGUUGCCAGGCGUUUGGUCCGUUCGCGAUGAACAUGGAGAAGACGGUGUUCCGGAAUUACCAGCGGGUGACGUUGCAGGAGUCGCCGAGUGCGAUUCCGCCGGGCAGGUUGCCGAGGAGUAAGGAGGUGAUAUUGGUGAGCGACUUGGUGGACAGCGCUCGUCCGGGGGACGAGGUCGAGAUUACGGGUGUUCUUCAGAAUCGGCGCGACCGGUAUUUGAACGUUAAGCACGGGUUUCCGGUGUUCAAGACGGUCAUCGAGGCGAAUUACGUGCAGAAGUCGGAGGUGGGGUACGACACGGUGUACGUGACGGAGGAGGAGGAGAAGUUGUUUCGUCGGAUGUCGAAGGACGGGGCGAUAGGUCAGAGGAUCGCGGAGUCGAUUGCGCCGAGCAUUUACGGGCACUUGGACGUCAAGAUGAGUCUCGCGCUGGCGCUGUUCGGAGGGGAGCCCAAGGAGUUGGAGGGGAGUCACCGGACGAGAGGGGACAUCAAUGUGUUGCUGAUUGGCGAUCCUGGAACGGCCAAAUCGCAAUUUUUGAAGUAUUUGAAGAACACGGCUCACCGGUCGGUGUACACGACUGGUCAGGGGGCGUCGGCGGUGGGAUUGACGGCGGCGGUGAGGAAGGACCCGGUGACGCGGGAGUUCACGUUGGAGGGAGGCGCACUGGUGCUUGCGGAUCGCGGGAUGUGCAUCAUCGACGAAUUUGACAAGAUGAACGACAAGGACCGCACGUCGAUUCACGAGGCGAUGGAGCAGCAGAGCAUAUCGAUUUCGAAGGCGGGGAUCGUGACGACGCUUCAGGCACGCUGCUCAGUCGUCGCAGCGGCGAAUCCCAUCAGAGGUCGGUACGACGUGUCGCUCCCUUUUUCGAAGAACGUCGAAUUGCUCGAGUCGAUCUUGUCGCGCUUUGACAUCACCUGCAUUUUGCGCGAUGUUGUGGACGUGCAGGCGGACCGCGUGCUGGCGCAGUUCGUCGCCGAGUCCCACCAGCGGAGCCACCCUCUGCGCGGCUCGGAGGAGUGCUCGCCCGCCGCUGGUGGUGGAGGGCGAGGCGGAGACGAGUUCCGGUCGUGGGAGGAGGGCGGUCCGAUUCCCCAAGGGCUGCUGCGAAAGUACAUCUACUACGCGCGCAAGCACGUGCACCCGCGGAUCACCAACCAGGCCAACGUGAACAAGAUCAUGAGCGUGUACGUCGAAAUGAGGAGGGAGGGUCGACACGGAGGCGUUCCCAUGACGGUCAGGCACGUGGAAAGCAUGCUGCGCAUGUCAGAGGCGCACGCUAAAAUGCACCUGCGCGAAGUGUGCACGGACGACGACAUCGACAUGGCGAUCCGUUCCAUGCUGAAUUCGUUCAUUCAGUCUCAGAAAUGGAGCGUGAUGCACACGCUCAAAAAAAAAUUCCGCAAGUAUUUGGUCUACAAAAAAGACCACAACGAAAUCAUGAUGGCCCUGCUCGCUCAGAUCUACAACGAGCACGUGUUGCAAUACCGGAUGAAGCACGCUCGCCUGCCCCCCUCUCUCAGCAUCGACUCGUCCGAGCUCGAAAUGAGAGCCAAAGAGCAGUUCGACGUCACCGACUUCUCGCCCUUCUACUGCUCCGAAAUUUUCCGCAACGCCGGAUUCAAGCUCAGCGCCAACCGGCAAACUAUCACCAAGGUGCCUCUGUGACGGGGGCGCUGGCCGAAGC